Molecule: messenger RNA, 357 nt
Organism: Penicillium waksmanii
Lineage: Eukaryota; Fungi; Ascomycota; Eurotiomycetes; Eurotiales; Aspergillaceae
Exons: 6
Coding region: 1-357 (118 amino acids)
Biological process (GO): proton transmembrane transport
Cellular component (GO): vacuolar proton-transporting V-type ATPase complex
Molecular function (GO): proton-transporting ATPase activity, rotational mechanism
Source: RefSeq, a predicted model, not a curated record
AUGUCGGCUCAGAACUCCGCGGGCAUUCAGACCCUCCUCGAUGCUGAGAGAGAGGCUCAGAAGAUUGUGCAGCAAGCCCGAGAAUACCGCACCAAGCGGAUAAGAGACGCCAAGUCCGAGGCUCAGAAGGAGAUUGAAGAGUACCGCAACCAGAAGGAAAAUGAGUACAAGAAGUUCGAGGCUGAGCACUCGAGCGGAUUCAAGACAGCCGAGGCCGAUGCGAACAAGGAAGCCGAGGAGAAGUUGAAGGGAAUUGAGGCUUCUGGUAAGAAGCAGGGUGACAAGGUGGUGGCGGACCUGAUUAAGGCGACGACCGACGUCAAGCCCCAGGUGCCCGAGAAGAUUGCCAAGGCAUAA